UCAUUUCAUUUCAUCAUAUUCCUUCACAAUCAAGCUUCCAUUCUUCUACUGUACCUACUAUAUAUAUCUUUUAUAGAUAUACAGAUAUGCACAACACAUACAUCUGUAAAGUGUGUAGUAAGCUGUCUUUCGGAUAAAUCAAUGAUUGUACAUCAUCAUUUUCACUUCUGUUAAGGAUUCUUGUUUCUUCGCUUACUCUACCUCUUAAUUUGCUGCUUUAUUAAUUAAGAUUUCUUCCAUUCUAUUGAUUUCAAUUCAAUUCAAUUCAUCACAACAACCAAUAAAUUUUCCCUUUUUCUUGAUGGGUAAUUGCUUGAAGAAGCCGAGGGAUUCGACGGCAGAGAUCGCGCCGGGCGACGUGAUCAGUCACCGAUCGCCGCCGGUCGAGCACCGGCCGGCCGGCGACGUGAUGAUGAAGAAGGACCAACCGGCUGUCAAACUCUACGGGACACCGUUCGGCAUUGACACAUACUACCUGCGAUUCGCGCUUCUGUACAAGCCCGUGGCUCUCAAGUUCGUGCCGUCCGACAGCCACGACACGGCGGCGAUUGAGUACGAGUCCGACGUCGUUUCCGGCUCCGUCGACAGCCUGGUGCGUUACUUGGACGACAAGUUUCCCGAGCCGCAGCUGCUGACUGGCGCCGGGGCGCGGCUCGGCGAAACGGCGACGCCGGUAGUGGUGCGGGUGGUGGCGCUGCAGCACCGGAGCAUGGUUUGGCACCUGGAGAGGAUGGCGAGGUGGGCGGAGGACCUGGCGGCGCGUCGAGGAAAGGCUAGGGGGGAUCCGGCGAUGGGUAGUCCGAGAAUGGAAUUGAAGAAAUUUGGAAGGAGCUACUCUCAGUUGCUGGAGGUGUUAUUAGAGCAUGCUCAAAUGGAAGAGAAAGUUGUGUUCCCAAUCUUGGAAAAAGCCGAUCGAGGAUUGUGCAGAGCUGCAAAUGAGAAGCAUGCAAGGGAUCUGCCUGUAAUGAAUGGCAUCAAAGAAGACAUUAAAUCCAUAGGAGUUUUGGAUUCAGGGAAACCUGUCUACCAAGAAGCCCUCUCCAAUCUCAAAACUCGCCUCAAAACCUUAAAGGAGCAUUCAAAGCAACACUUUGAAGAGGAAGAAAGGGAGUUACUGCCACUGAUGGAAGCAACAGAUCUGAGCAAACUGCAGGAAGUGAAGGCCUUGGAACAGUGCCUGGACACAAUGCAGGGAACUCACUCCCAUCUCUUCAGGUUCUUCAUGGAAGGCCUUCUCCCUCGCGACGCGAUGCAGUACAUGGACAUGAUCGCUAGGUGCAGCGACAACGAGAGAGUGUGCAGGCUGUUCCGGUUGGUCGUCGAGAAAGAGAACAGCUUAGGGUUGGCAAUCAGCAAUACAUUAAAAUAGACAGCAGAUAAUGAAAAGCUAAGAAUCAUGAGUUGGCUGGUGCUGAUGAGGAUGUUUUUUUUCCUUUGCUUUUAGAUGAAGUAAGUGAAUAUGAUAUGAUGGUUGCUUUACUUUACUCAAGCUAGGACCAUCAGUUUAUUAUAUGUAUAUUUUUAUGAUCACUUCUUUUGGUUGGUGAUGAUUGAUAGACAGAUAGAUGCAGAUCUGAGAACAAUAAGUUGAUCUGUAAAUGGAUAGGGUAGGAUAUAUAUAUGUUCUUGAUUAUAUAUACAUUUGUUGUGAUUUAUUGAUGUAAACAAUAUUGAUGUUUAAAGCAAGCUAAGGUGGAAAGUCAUAUA
Molecule: messenger RNA, 1707 nt
Organism: Ipomoea triloba (trilobed morning glory)
Lineage: Eukaryota; Viridiplantae; Streptophyta; Magnoliopsida; Solanales; Convolvulaceae
Exons: 3
Coding region: 302-1369 (355 amino acids)
Source: RefSeq, a predicted model, not a curated record